CCACCCUCUCCACCUCUUCACCAUCCAAACACACAACAACCUCUGCAUCAUUUUCUCACUCUUUUCAACCUCUCUUCAAUCCUCACUGUACACUUUUCACUACUCUUAAAUCCAGAACACCAACAUGGCCCCUGAGCUUGUCCCCACCCUGGCGAAAUCCGGUGCCGCCUUCACCAAACCCGCGACUCUGGCGAGGCGCGCCUACGUCACAUUCCUCGCCGGAAACGGUGACUACGUGAAAGGGGUCGUUGGCCUCGCCAAAGGGCUGCGAAAGGUGAAAACGGCGUACCCCUUGGUGGUGGCCGUGCUCCCCGAUGUGCCGCAGGAGCACCGUAACAUCCUGGAGUCUCAGGGCUGCAUCGUCCGUGAGAUCGAACCCGUUUACCCACCCGAAAAUCAGACCCAGUUCGCUAUGGCCUAUUACGUCAUCAACUAUUCCAAACUCCGUAUAUGGGAGUUUGUGGAAUAUAGCAAGAUGAUAUACUUGGACGGAGAUAUUCAGGUAUACGAGAACAUAGACCACUUAUUUGAUCUUCCUGAUGGGAACUUUUACGCUGUGAUGGACUGCUUCUGCGAGAAGACAUGGAGUCACACCCCGCAGUACAAGGUGGGGUACUGCCAGCAGUGUCCGGAGAAGGUCCAGUGGCCCACUAAAUUGGGCCCACCACCUUCUCUUUACUUCAACGCGGGCAUGUUCGUGUUCGAGCCCAGCUUGGACACCUACCACGACCUCUUGAAGACGGUGCAAGUCACCACUCCCACAUCGUUCGCGGAGCAGGACUUCUUGAACAUGUACUUCAAGGACAUUUACAAGCCCAUUCCCUUGGCUUAUAACCUUGUCCUCGCUAUGCUGUGGCGCCACCCCGAGAAUGUUAAACUUGACCAAGUCAAGGUCGUUCACUACUGCGCAGCGGGGUCGAAGCCGUGGAGAUAUACGGGGAAGGAAGAGAAUAUGCAGAGGGAGGACAUAAAGAUGCUGGUGAAGAAAUGGUGGGAUAUCUAUAACGACUCUUCCCUUGAUUACAAGGGGUUGAGUGGAAGUGAAGACAUGGAGCCAUUCGUGCAGGCUCUAUCAGAGGUUGGUCAUGUUCAAUAUGUGACAGCACCCUCAGCUGCUUAAGAUGAGUUUGUGGACAUUCAUUGUUGUGAUGAAAAAUAAAAAGUUAGAGAAGGAGGAGAAGUAGGUGGGAAGUGCAAGGAAGACUUUGCGGUGAAAACAAGGGAGGUUUCUUUCUUUGUUUUUGUUGUAGAUAGAGGGAACGGUCGUGGAUUGCUUUGGAAAGGAGCUCUCCACCUUUUAUAUUUGUUUCUCUUUUUGAGAAUUUCUUAGCGUCUGGUAAUUAAUUAAGGUUGGAGGGUCUCUUCAUAAGAGUCUGGAUCUGGUCUUUGGCUUCACGUAUGUGUUAAUAUAUGUAUUUCUGUGUUCCUUGUUUUUUCUUUUCUUUUUGUUGGGACUUUGCCAUUGUAAUAAUUCUAAGGCAAUGCUUAAUGAUUAAGGGAAUUGUUGAACGAAACUAUAUGUCUACUUUGAUGGUAAAA
Cajanus cajan (pigeon pea) is the source of this 1539-nucleotide messenger RNA. RefSeq names its product galactinol synthase 2. NCBI's taxonomy places the organism in Eukaryota, Viridiplantae, Streptophyta, Magnoliopsida, Fabales, Fabaceae. The record is from RefSeq and is a predicted model, not a curated record. Gene Ontology annotation, molecular function: glycosyltransferase activity.